GAAAAAUGCCUAGCUGUUUUAUUUGUGGCAGAAAAAGAACUGCGAGACCAAAUUUGAAAACAUCAGUUUUCACAGAUUUCCUUCUAAUAAAUGCUUUCUGCAGAAGUAACAUGAUUUUAAACUAAGUAAUGAUUUAGCAGUGGACAAAAUCAAUAAGAGUAGUCUUAUUUGUUGUAUUCAUUUUGUACUCAAGUCAUUUAUUGUACAGAAUAAACUCAGAAUUCUACAAAAACAUUCUUUACCAACAAUAAAAAUAUCAAGAGUAAAAUUGGCAAAGACUGAGUAUACCGAAUUAAAAUAAAAACUACCCAUAGUAGAACAUAGCAGCAGUAUCUUUAAACUUAAUAUGGAAAAGAUUUUAGUUCGAACAUCUUAUAGUUAUGAGUGUUAUGACCCUUCUCAAAGUUUUGCACCAACAAUUAAUCUUGAUUUAGCAGCUGGUACAUCAAAAAUCUUAAGUCUAUGUGCACUUACUGUUAAAAAGCCUAAUAUUAAUGAGCUACCUGAAAGGAUUGUACCAUUGGCAAAUUUGGAUCAAACUAUGGAUUGUACAUCAUCAGGAUCAAAAACCUUAAGUCUAUGUAUACCUACUGUUAAAAUGCCUAAUAUUAGUGAGCUACCUGAAGGAACUGUACCAUUGGCGAACUUGGAUCAAACUAUGGAUUGUACAUCAUCAGGAUAAGAAAUCUUAAGUCUGUGUACGCCUACAGUUAAAAUAAACAAAAUUCAAAUCUUCUUUUUUUGUUGCUUCUUAUAUAUCUCCUAAUGACACACCAAGACGUGCAUAUCUAAAAUAUGGAAUUCGUACUCUAUCAAAUCAAAUGCAGAUGAAAAACAAAAAAAUUAGA
Molecule: messenger RNA, 848 nt
Organism: Sipha flava (yellow sugarcane aphid)
Lineage: Eukaryota; Metazoa; Arthropoda; Insecta; Hemiptera; Aphididae
Exons: 7
Coding region: 347-682 (111 amino acids)
Source: RefSeq, a predicted model, not a curated record